AUGAGAGGAAAUAAAAGCACACUGAAUAACUUCAUUCUAUUGGGAUUCUCCAGUCUGCCAGGCCUAGAGGGCUUAUUCUUCUCUGCUUUCUUAACUAUCUAUCUGUUGAUCAUGAUUGGGAAUGUCCUCAUAAUUAUUGUCACACUGGCUGACCAGGAACUCCACAAUCCCAUGUGUUUCUUCCUUAGGAACUUGUCCUGCCUGGAGAUCUGCUACACCUCAGUCAUUAUCCCCAAGAUGCUUGAAAACCUCCUGUCAGAUGAUAAAACCAUGUCUUUUAUUAGUUGUGUCUUUCAAAUGAGCAUCUUCCUCGUCACAGGAGCAGCAGAAUGCUUCCUCUUGGCUGCCAUGGCAUAUGACCGCUAUGUUGCCAUUUGCCAGCCCUUGCAUUACUCACUUGUUAUGAGCAGCAGGGUAUGCUAUGGUCUAGUAGCAGCCUCCUGGCUUGCUGGAAUCCCAGUGCAACUUGGCCAGACUUUCUUGAUAUUCACCUCCUAUUUCUGCAAUUCUAAUGAAAUCAACCACUUCUUCUGUGACAUCCCUCCACUGCUCAGUCUGAUCUGUGGAGACACAUCUAUAAAUGAGCAGAUAGCUCUGGUGGAGGUGAUUUUGCUUGCACUAAUUCCCUUUGCCUUGAUCAUCAUGUCUUAUAUGUGCAUUGCUACCACCAUUCUGAAGAUGUCAUCUGUGGAGGGGAGGCGAAAGGCAUUCUCAACAUGUUCCUCACAUCUCAUGGUAGUUGUGGUGUUCUAUGGCACUGGAAUAACAGUGUAUUUGACACCAAACUCAAGCCAUUCUCUGGACACAGAUAAAUUCCUAUCACUCUUCUACACUGUCCUGCCAGCACUAUUAAAUCCUCUUAUUUAUAGUUUGAGGAACAGGGAAGUCCGAGUUGCUCUUGGAAAACUAUAUCUCUGCAUUCUUCAUUCACAUGAAACAAAUGAACAUAAUAAGAAUUAA
Messenger RNA from Rhineura floridana, 960 nucleotides. Its product is annotated as olfactory receptor 10A2-like. Gene Ontology annotation, biological process: G protein-coupled receptor signaling pathway. The transcript has a single exon. Gene Ontology annotation, molecular function: G protein-coupled receptor activity; olfactory receptor activity. The record is from RefSeq and is a predicted model, not a curated record. NCBI's taxonomy places the organism in Eukaryota, Metazoa, Chordata, Lepidosauria, Squamata, Rhineuridae. Bases 1 to 960 code for a protein of 319 amino acids. Gene Ontology annotation, cellular component: membrane.